Messenger RNA from Paramecium tetraurelia, 315 nucleotides. RefSeq lists its product as uncharacterized. NCBI's taxonomy places the organism in Eukaryota, Ciliophora, Oligohymenophorea, Peniculida, Parameciidae. The record is from RefSeq and is a predicted model, not a curated record. The transcript has a single exon.
AUGAAUAGAUUUAAAUCUUAAUCUAAAUUACCACCCAAGUUGAGAACACAACCUAUUGAUCCUCGGGUAUCAUAUUAUGAAAUCAAAUUACAAGAACUGAGUUCAGAACCUUCUCAAAAAUACAAAAUGCAAUAAAGUAUAUCGCUCACUCAUGAAGGUUUUGUUCGUCAACGGAAAACCAUUAGUGAUUAUAAUAAACUCCCCACUCCAUUACCUAAAAUCUAGAAUACUCGAAAAUAUAAUGAAGAAUAUAGAAAUAUAUUUAGUUAAAGGAAUCUAACCAGACUAGUUGGUGGACUACAAUAAUUGUUGUGA